Chrysoperla carnea is the source of this 1800-nucleotide messenger RNA. RefSeq lists its product as uncharacterized. Lineage: Eukaryota; Metazoa; Arthropoda; Insecta; Neuroptera; Chrysopidae. The record is from RefSeq and is a predicted model, not a curated record. The transcript has 4 exons. The coding region runs from base 112 to 1200 and encodes 362 amino acids.
UUUAACAAAGUAAGAUUUUUGCAAAGACAUUUAACUUUGUUGUUUGAUAUUCUAUUUACCAUCUACCGAAUUAUUGAACAAUUAUUUAAAAAAAUACAUUCGUUUAUAAACAUGUUUGAAGAACUAAUUGUACAAAUUCAACAUCAGUAUGGAAAAUAUUUAAAUUUUGAUAAUGCAUAUAGGGACUCUAAAGAUGGAGUGUUUGGUAUGAAAAAUGGUUUUUAUGAGGAUGAAACAAUUGUACGUUUCAUACCUAAAGGUAAUGGCAGAUAUCAAAUACAGCACCAGUACGGUAAAUAUUUAAAUUUUGAUGAAGCGAAACGAAAUUGUAAAGAACGCGUUUAUGGAAUGAAGAAGGGUUUUUAUGAGGAUGAAACUAUUGUAUAUUUAAUAUCUAAGGGUGAUGGCAAAUAUCAAAUAAAGCAUCAGUAUGGGAAGUAUUUAAAUUUUGAUAAUGCAUAUAGUGACUCCAAAGAGAAAGUAUACGGAAUGCAGGAAGGUUUUUAUGAAGAUGAAACUCUUGUACGUUUUUUACCAAUCAAAUAUAAUUUUUUUAUUAAAAUUGAAGAUUAUCAAUAUGAUACCACAAGGCUACAUGAUGCUGAAUCAAAUCACCAAAUACAAAAUGUCUCUUUGAUUAGUAAGACAUUCAAGAAUGAUUCUAGUUCUUCUCAAAAAUUUAUUAUAAACGAAAGUAAAACUUACAAGAAUUCGACAACUUUUGAACAUUUAACAACUGAUGUUACACGAUGGUUAAAUGAGGUUUCAGUAGGGGUUGAAAUUAAGACAGAAGAUAUAGUUCCUCUAUCAACAACAUCGUUUGGGUAUAAAUACACCUGGGGUACAGAAUCCAUUAAACAUUUUAAUAGGAGCACUACGGAAAGUGUUGAAAAAACUAUAAACGUGACAGAUGAAAUAACUGUUAGACCCAAUUCUAAAAUGAAUUACAAAUAUUACAAAAGUCAUUUAUCUGGAAUUGCAAUUCCAUUCAGAGCAGUCAUGAAAAUUAAAUGUGAAAUGGGCGGAAACUGUGUAUCGAAAGAAGCACUUAAGUUCAUACUGGACCAUAUAGGUGAUUACCCGACCGGAAGAUUUGUAACACAGAAUGGAUGCGGUACUUACGCUACCCAAUUAACUGGCAAGAUAACUCCGGAUAUAGCACUUUGUUUUUCAAGCGAUUGUAAGGAAUUGCCGUUAUAAUGCUUUUUGUUCGAAAGAUUAUGGCAAAAUCCACAUCCACAUUGAAGUUUACUAUGGCGGCCAAGUUUGAUCUAAAACUGUGUAUUCUCGAAAGAUCUUCGUAAGCUGUUGGAGUUUCUAUCAAGCCAAACUGGCUGUCUUAAUGUUAUUACGGAAUGAUCGAGUUCGUUAUCACAUUUCAUUCACGAGAAAUCAUGAACGAAAAAUGCUCCCAAACGAACGAACACACAUGCGCACACACAGACAUCAGUCUAAAAGUAGUGUUAUACAUAAACUCUAAUGUAAAAAAAAAAAAUCACGGAUUUACUAUGGAAAUCCGGAUGGAUGUUUUGGUCUGUGAAAAGAAUCGCUGCAAUUAAAUUUAGUACAUAAAAACAAGCAAUUAUUUUAAUUAUAUAGUAUUUUAUUUAUUGACAAAAUAAUUAAUAUUACAAAAAAAAUUCUUAAAUAAUAUAUGGGCUAUAAAGUAACGACAUUAUUUCAGUACUUUUUACACAAAAUAAAAAUAGAAAAAAUUUCUACGAAAAUUAAAAAAAAUAAUUAGCUAAUUCUAUCGGCUUAGUUCGUUCACGAUCACUAAUUAAUUUUAUACACGAACGA